Molecule: messenger RNA, 885 nt
Organism: Zygosaccharomyces rouxii
Lineage: Eukaryota; Fungi; Ascomycota; Saccharomycetes; Saccharomycetales; Saccharomycetaceae
Gene: TMT1
Product: trans-aconitate 3-methyltransferase
Exons: 1
Coding region: 1-885 (294 amino acids)
Source: RefSeq, a predicted model, not a curated record
AUGUCGGCAUUUUCAGCUCAAGAUUUUAAUGCAAAGAGAUACUCCUCCGUGAGACCUACUUAUCCUGAUAGUUUUUACAAAGUUUUAAGUGACUAUCAUAGAGGUCCUCGAGAAUUAGUAGUAGAUGUUGGUUGUGGACCGGGAAUUGCUACAUUUCAAUUGUCAGAGCAAUUGGACUCUUUCCAAAGGGUCAUUGGUACGGACUUGUCCCCUACCAUGGUAGAGGGUGCUAGAUCUAUUCAAAAGCAAAACCCGCAGAGGCAUUCAAGAGUUAGUUUUGAACAAUCGCCAGGUGAAUCUUUCAAAUUUUUGGAAUCUAAAACCGACAAACAAAAAUGCGACAUGAUUACAGCUGUAGAGUGCGUCCAUUGGUUUGAUUUCUCUAAAUUCCAAGAAGCCGUUGCUGAUACUUUGCGUCCCGGUGGAACUUUAGCCAUUUGGGGGUAUGGUGACUUUUUCUUCCCAGAUUAUCCAUUAUUAACUGCGGAAAUCGAUCAUCUUUCAUAUGCAGACGAUAAGUUGGGACCUUAUUGGCAACAACCAGGUAGACGUAUCGCUUGUGAAAUGUUAAAGGAUCUGCAUUACGAUCCAAAAUGGUUCCAAGAUAUCGAAGAAGUUUAUUUUUACGAGAAUGAUCUAGAGGGUAAGGGACCAAAUGACAUCCCAUUGUUCAUGUACCAAAGGUUGACUUUAGCCCAAUUGAAAGAAUACAUAAAGAGUUGGAGUGGCUACCAUUCCUGGAAGAAAGAUAACCCUAGUGCUGAAAAGGAUAUCACAGAUGCGUUUGUUGAUCGUGCCAUAGAAUUGUACCCUCAAUUGAAUGAGAAUUCGGAGUUGCAAAUCACCUGGAGAACGUUUUGGAUGUUUGCCAGAAGAAGGUACUAG